CACUCGCAUACAUUAGGUAACACCAUCGCUCGCUCUGACAUAACUAGUAUGAAGCAGGUUGAGUUGAGACAUUCGUCAAUAAAGAAAAAGAGAUAAGAGGAAAGAAGUCCCGGGACUAACUUUGUUAUGCUAAACAGCCGCCAGAUCUGGAAGCGUUCUCCGGUGCAACAUGCAAACACUUUCUGGCCGUGUGUGGGAAAUAUAGGUAUCGUUUCUGAGCGCACACACGCCCCUUUGAAUGCAACACAGGCAUGUUUUACUCUUGAAACAACGUUUGCGUCCAACUCAAAAUAGGAAAGGAAAAAACGCGCCUUGCUGUGUAGGAUUGCACAUGCGGACAACAUUUCCACGCGGAUCGUUGCCGAGACUGAAACCAGAUCAUGUUUGACUAUGUGGAAUUUCAAGCUUUCGGUCCCGGAGAAAUCAUGGACUUGUACACUUCUACCCCCAGCCCUGCAUCGUGCAUGCUGCAGGAGCAAGAGCCGGAUUUGGCUGCCUUCUUUCCCGAGCUGAUCGAGACGGACUGGCAGCAGCACCGGUGCUCCCAAUCUGUUGGAAGCCAGAGCUCCAGCUCCAGUUCAGACGACCUGUUCGCCAGCCCUGCCUCCCCACCGCCGCCCCCUCGCACUUACAAGCCCUGUUUUGUGUGUCAAGACAAAUCCUCAGGCUACCAUUAUGGCGUCAGCGCCUGCGAGGGCUGCAAGGGCUUCUUCCGCCGCAGCGUGCAGAAGAACAUGGUGUACACCUGCCAUCGAGACAGAAACUGCAUUAUCAACAAGAUCACCAGGAACCGCUGUCAGUACUGUCGGCUGCAGAGGUGCUUUGCAGCGGGAAUGUCCAAGGAGUCAGUGAGAAACGACAGGAACAGCAGGAAGGGGAAGAAGGAGGCGGUGAAAAUGACCAUCAUGGAGACGUACGAGCUGACGGCGGAGCUCGGCCUGAUCGUGGAGAAGAUCUGCAGAGCUCACAGAGAGACUUUCCCCUCUCUCUGCCAGCUGGGAAAAUACACCACGAACUCCAGCUCCGACCACAGGAUCCAGCUGGACCUCGGGCUGUGGGACAAGUUCAGCGAGCUCGCCACCAAGUGUAUCAUCAAAGUGGUGGAGUUUGCCAAGCGAGUGCCUGGAUUCACCGGCCUGACCAUCGCUGACCAGAUCACUCUGCUGAAAACUGCAUGCCUGGACAUCCUGAUCCUGAGGAUUUGCACUCGCUACACUCCUGGACAAGACACCAUGACCUUCUCCGACGGGCUGACCCUGACCCGCACUCAGAUCCAUAACGCCGGAUUUGGACCACUGACAGAUCAGGUUUUCACGUUUGCCGGCCAGCUGCUGCCCCUACAGAUGGACGACACAGAGAGCGGUCUUCUCAGCGCCAUCUGUCUCGUCUCUGGAGACCGACAGGAUCUGGAGGAGCCUUCUAAGGUGGAGGUGCUGCAGGAGCCGCUGCUGGAGGCGCUGAAGAUUUACUCCCGCAAACGGCGGCCCAGCAUGCCCCUCAUGUUCCCUAAAGCCCUCAUGAAGAUCACGGACCUGCGCAGCAUCAGCGCCAAAGGUGCUGAGAGGGUGGUGACUUUGAAGCUGGAGAUCCCGGGUUCCAUGCCCCCUCUGAUCGAGGAGAUGCUGGAGGAUCUGGAGAAAAACUCUGAGGAUAGCAGAGAGGAGGCAAAUACCAGCCAGCACACACACACACCGACUGCUCUCAGUACAUGACUUCUUACUCUGAAGUCACUGCAAGAACAUUGGCUCCCAUCCUCCCUCCCUCCCAGAGAAAACGCUAACAAUAUAAACUAAAGAUGCAGUCCAGGUGGUUAUAGUGUCUUACCUCAGUUUCACAGAUCGGUUUGCAAACACAAUGCUUGUUUUUGUCUGAAGAAGAGAUUCUGUUGUUCCACUAACGACUGCGCUGAUGAACGAAGAGCUAAUUUGUGCUUCAAAGGGGGAAAAGAGAGUGAUGCAGUAAUGUUUUAAUUUGUAUCACAUUUUCAUUCUUUUAACCCCUUCUGACAGACACCUAAUAACCACAGGAAAUCACACAGGUUUCUACUGUAUUUAUAUUUGCAUGAGUUAUCACAUGGAUUAAUUUUUACCUCAUUGAGUAACAACGCCUUUAGCUUUAGUGUAGCAAAUUAGUAAACAAAUGGAUUUAAAAUGUCUACUUGUUGGUUGUACACAUGUGUAAAAAGAAAGCUCUGGACUAACUAUCUAAACAUGUUCGAAGAAAAAGAACAGAUUAUCUGCACAAAAGGGAAAAGUCAGCAAAAGUGUUUUUUCUCAAAGUUGAAUGUUCAUAUCUUACAUAAACAAAUAUCAUAUAUAUAUAUAAUUAGUAAAUACAGUCAACCGCUUAGCUUUGAACAAAACUAAACAAGCUUAAGAUGGACCUGAGAGCACGAUGUACUGCUAAAGGAAACACACACAAAUGGUAGUUUAGUGUUGAUAAUAAGCUCAAAUAUGCUGAUUUGAAAAGUAUUGCAGAUAUUAUUAUUAUGAUAAAUAUUGUGCAAUUUGUAAUUUGGAGUUGUAAAGAGGUUCUUCAUUUGCUAGUUUACUAUCUAUUUGCGUGUGUUUUCCUAGUAUCCUGUGCAUUGAGCUCUCAGACUUAAACUACAUAGUUACUACAAAACUUUGAACAAAAAAGUGAUCAAAGGAUUCAAAUCAGCAAAAUGAUUGUAGCACAACAGUAGUUGUAUGUAAAAUAGGAAACAUUGCAUUGUGGGAUUGUCUGCAAUCGCUACACAUGUUUUUUGUGGCACGUUUUUUGAGAGCACUAUAUAAUGCGCUCGAUUUACACUCAGAGUUUAUUCAGAUAAAAUGGCAAAGGGCUCAUGUAGAGCACUGUAUAUUGCAUUGUGAGUGAUUUUGGCCACAGCAGAAUAAUGCUGGUACCCUUGGAACCACACAGUGACUCCAAGAAGUCCCUGCGCUCACUCAAGAAAAAGUCCUGCACGUGACCUCUCAAAAAACCACAACUUUUUUGUUUUUACAUUUUGAUUUUGUACACAUCUAUUAAAAAGAACAACAUAGACAUUAACAAGUGAGUUUUAGAGGUGCUGAUUGGAGGUUUGGAGAUUUUGGUUUGGCAGAACCUGGCUAGCUGUUUUCCUCUGUCUCUAUGCUUACAGUAGCUAAGCUAAGCGUGUGUGCAUGGUUAUUUUCACCAUGCAGACAUGAGUGGUAUCAAUCUACUCAACCAACUCUCAGCAAGAGUUUGAAUAAAACAUGUUUCCCAAACUGUGUAACUAAUGUUUAGAGCUUUCGCUCAAUAGGUGUCAGUGUUUAUGGUGUAACUUUUCCUGGAACAGUUCUGGUACAUUCUGCUGGAGAUCUGCUUAAUUGUUUAACACAAACAAUACAGUUUGAUUCUUUCACACAUUUUCAAAAUGCAAAGUUUGAAUCCCAGGUGACAUAUCUGCAGUUAGUGGUUGGACUGGAUAUUGUUCAGAGUGAUGGCGAUCAAAAUUAUUGAUAAGCUAUACUAAGCUAUUUUUAAUACCGUUUAUGAUUUCUAUAUCAAAGUUUUUCCUAUACAAAACUUUUUUGUCAUUUAACACAAAAAAACAUCUUUUGAAAGGCUGUUUGAAAUCGUCUUAUCAUAGACAGUUUUGUCCAAAUAAAAUGCUAUGUAACUUGGAAAUGAUACUAUGCUACACAUACAGGGGCAUUUUGUCAUAGUUGGCACAGCAAAUGAGAAUUAUAAAUAAAACGUUAAUGACACUUGUUCCUCAAAAUAUGUACAUUCCAUGAAACAGAAGAAUGUUGUAUAAUUGUAUAAAAUAUCUAAUGUAUGUCAUAAAGCAGGCAGCCUGUUUACUGAAGAACUCAUGUGCCUACUCUUAAUGUGCCAAUUGUUCUCAUAUCUUGGAUUUUACAUACUCUACCAAUGUAACC
Eleginops maclovinus (Patagonian blennie) is the source of this 3890-nucleotide messenger RNA. RefSeq names its product retinoic acid receptor beta-like. Lineage: Eukaryota; Metazoa; Chordata; Actinopteri; Perciformes; Eleginopidae. Gene Ontology annotation, cellular component: transcription regulator complex; nucleus. Gene Ontology annotation, biological process: cellular response to corticotropin-releasing hormone stimulus; retinoic acid receptor signaling pathway; regulation of transcription by RNA polymerase II. Gene Ontology annotation, molecular function: RNA polymerase II cis-regulatory region sequence-specific DNA binding; zinc ion binding; nuclear receptor activity. The record is from RefSeq and is a predicted model, not a curated record. Bases 381 to 1712 code for a protein of 443 amino acids. The transcript has 8 exons.